GCCCUCCCAGCCGUCGACCUGGAGUCGCUGGCGCUGCCGACGGCGCCGGGCAUGGAGGAUGCCAACCUUGUGGUCAAGGUCGACAUCGAGCCGCGCACCUACGAGGCCGCCGUUGGCGGCGCCGCCGGGGUCAGGCGCUUCAUGGCGCGACCUGGGGGUGCGAUCCUCGUGGCGAUGGCCCAGGACUGACGGCUGGGAGGUGUCGCCGCUGGACGCGUCGAGAGGCCUCUACGAGGUGUCCCUGCCCUCCGUCCAGUACGAGGUCGGUGGCAGCACCGUGUCGAUCCCGUCGCCCGUCUUCGCCGCGAGCGUGUACGAUUCCUUCAAGAGGACCAAGAACGGCGACUACGAGGAGCGGCUGCAGGGGGACCUCGUUCUGGAAAACGGCGACGACAUCCUCAAAGUGGAGCUUGGCUUCCCGUUCAGGACCUCGGACCACGUUGAACAUAUCAGUGUCUGCCUGGACGCGGUGCCGCAUCGGCUGGAAGGACCCUUUCCCGACGGGGUCGUGAGCGUGUCCAACGUCGUGGAGGUCGGAGUGCAGGUGCCGCAGGUGCCGGGCCUGAAGCAGCUGCUGCAGUAUCCCCUCAGCACCUACAACGCUCGCCGCGGCUCCUUGCAGGUGGCGACGGCGCUCGCGAGGGCAGCCGACGAGCCCCCGCCGGACGCGGAGCCGGAGCCGGAGGCCCCGGCCAAGCCUGCCCCGGUGGCCGCGGCGCCUCCCGCGGCAGAGGCGGAGGCGGCGGCCCCGAGCGUCGGCGGCGCGGCGGAGGCGGCCCCCGCAGCACAGGAGGCGCCGGCACGGGCCGCUCCCUCCGACGCCGCCGGCGCCGCCGACGUCCCGUCCCCGGACGUGCCAGGCAUGGACGACUCGAACUUGACGGUCAACGUGGAGGUCGAGCCGAGGGUGGCCGAGGUCGGCGAGGGCCUGGCGCCGCAGGUGCAGCGCUUCAUGGCGCAGGACGGGGGCGCGAUCCUGCAGGCGAUGGCCCAGGAGGGCUGGGAGAUUAACACUGUGGACGCGGGCCGGGGCCUCUACGAGAUCCUGCUGCCCUCGGUGAGGUACGAGGUCGCGGGGAGGACCACCGUCUCGAUCCCGUCGCCGCGCUUCCUGGCCACGGUGCGCGGCUCGUCCCGGAGGUCCGGCGGGUACACGGAGAGGCUCUCUGGAGACCUGGUGCUCCAGAACGGGAGGGAUAUCAUCACCGUGGAGCUCGGCUUCCCUUUCAGGACAGACCACGUUCUCCAUCUCCUGCGCAGGGUGGACGCGGUGCCUCAUCGGCUGGGAGGGAGGAGGCAUCGAUCUGCGUUUCCAAUGUGA
Molecule: messenger RNA, 1321 nt
Organism: Prorocentrum cordatum
Lineage: Eukaryota; Dinophyceae; Prorocentrales; Prorocentraceae
Source: the annotation of a GenBank genome assembly